Molecule: messenger RNA, 4545 nt
Organism: Chionomys nivalis (European snow vole)
Lineage: Eukaryota; Metazoa; Chordata; Mammalia; Rodentia; Cricetidae
Gene: Slc66a2
Product: solute carrier family 66 member 2
Exons: 6
Coding region: 214-1029 (271 amino acids)
Biological process (GO): retrograde transport, endosome to Golgi; phospholipid translocation
Cellular component (GO): trans-Golgi network; endosome
Source: RefSeq, a predicted model, not a curated record
GUCGUGGAUUUGCUUCACUUUGGUUGCUCUUCGCAGUCUGGCGGAUCCUCCCUGAAGUACCUGAGGACUCGGGGUCCAGGUCGGGAUGGUGGCUGACUGCGCAGGAUAGUGGCGGCCAUGUGGAGGUGACAGUCAGUCUGUGGACUCAGGGAGCGCAAAGGAGCUUGGACCAGGUGGACGUUGCUGGCUGACAGCGCGGUCUCGGUGCUGGCGAUGGAAGCGGAAGGCUUGGGUUGGCUUCUGGUCCCGCUGCACCAGCUGGUUUCCUGGGUGGCCGCUGGGGCCAUGGUCUUCGGAGGGGUGGUACCAUACAUCCCCCAGUACAGGGACAUCCGGAGGACUCAGAACGCCGACGGUUUCUCCACUCACGUAUGCCUGGUGUUAUUGGUGGCCAAUAUUUUACGGAUACUCUUCUGGUUUGGAAGGCACUUCGAGUCCCCGCUGCUGUGGCAGAGCAUAGUGAUGAUCCUCACCAUGCUGCUGAUGCUGAAGCUCUGCACCGAGGUCCGGGUGGCCAACGAGCUGAACAUUAAACGCCGUUCCUUUGCAGCCACAGACAGUAAGGAUGAAGAACUCAAAGUCCCCCCCAGGCGGCCCUACCUGGACUUUGACCCUCACCAUUUCUGGCACUGGAGCAGUUUUGCAGACUACGUGCAGUGUGUCCUGGCCUUCACAGGCGUGGCAGGCUAUAUCACCUACCUGUCCAUCGACUCGGCAUUGUUUGUGGAGACGCUGGGCUUCCUGGCUGUGCUGACCGAGGCCAUGCUGGGUGUGCCGCAGCUGUAUCGAAACUACCGCCACCGCUCCACGGAGGGCAUGAGCCUGAAGAUGGUGCUCAUGUGGACGAGUGGUGACACCUUCAAGACAGCCUACUUCUUGCUCAACGGCGCACCUCUGCAGUUCUCGGUCUGUGGUCUACUACAGGUCAUGGUGGACCUGGCUAUCCUGGGGCAGGCCUAUGCCUUUGCUCACCAUCCCCAGAAGCCCGCCCCCCAUGCAGUACACCCUGCCAGUGCCAAGGCUCUCUGAGGCAUCUGAGGAAGACAAGGAUAUGCGACCAAUCAGCCGUGGGUGCUGAGUGCCAACCUAUGCUUCCGCAUUAGGGAGACUGGCCCUGCGCACUCCACAGAUGAACAGGCCAGUUGUGGGCAGAGAUGUGAAGUUGAGUGUUUGUCCCCAUAGCCUUCAGGUGGGGGACUCAGGGACAGUGGAGCUAGGGCUGGCUCUGGGGUGUUUUCAAGGUGAUGGAAAAGGCAGGUGUCUUUCCUCACUUCCUUCAGACAAACACUGGCCUGACCCUGAAAGAGGUUCAUGCAGCCGAGCAAGAUGGCAGGCACAGCAACGCGCUGAGUCCCUUCCUCUCAGCCAGUUUCCCUCAGCGAGCCUCGUCUCCUAGCAGGGCUUGUGGCGCGCUAGACAGUGUGCGGUCAUAGCUGCUGGUGGCUGGUCUGUCCUCAAGCCCUGUUCUGCCCUUGUGUGCCAUGGGUGUGUCUGCUGCACCCUGUGGAGAUGGAAGUCACUGGCCUGACACUGGUCACUGUAUUUUGCCCCUCUCCUCUUUUUACUCACCAUGAGAUCAUUUUUUUUUUUUUUUUUUUUUUUGGUUUUUCGAGACAGGGUUUCUCUGUGGCUUUGGAGCCUGUCCUGGAACUAGCUCUUGUAGACCAGGCUGGUCUCGAACUCACAGAGAUCCGCCUACCUCUGCCUCCCAAGUGCUGGGAUUAAAGGCGUGCGCCACCACCGCCCGGCUCACCAUGAGAUCAUGUAUGCUUGGCAGCCCUGUGCUGACCUGGCUGGCUCCUGGGUCCAGAAUGUUCUAGAUGCUUCUGCAUAACAGUUUCUUCUCUUCUGCUGGGCAGAAGGUCUUUUUGUGCGUAUAGUGAUGCCAUCCAUCCAGUCAGCACAAUAGCUCUGAUGGUCAUGGUGGCUCACCAGAUGGCUGGAGAGGCCACACUGUGCAUCUUCAAAUUUCCCUCAGAUAGUCUAAGUGUGUGAGCAAGAUUCUUGCUUACUCCCUGGCUUGUAAGUUGUUUAUUUAAAAAAAAAAUGAAGGGGGAUGUCUGUAGUGGUAAUUGCCUCCAAAGUAAAUGCCAUCGGUUGCAGGCCCAGCUGCUGAAUGAACAUGCGCCAUGUGGUGUCUCUUAAGUCAGUAAAUCGUAUGUGGGUCUGGUGGGGAGGAUGGAAUCGCAGCAGGUGCACAAGGCAGGAGGGAUGGGAGAUGUAGGGUAGUGGGUGGUGGUACCACCAAUCUGUGUAGAAGGGUGACAGGCACUAAUUUGAGGGGCGGGUGCUGGUACAGGGUUGCACUGGGUUGAAGGGUGCAUGUGGCCCUUAGGAACCUCAGUCCAUGCAUGAGGGCAUCUGUCUGGCAUUUAAGGAUGUGGACUUGUGUGAUGAAAUGGACUCACAUUGCCCUCCAUGAAGCUAGCAGAGGGUUCCAGGUAACCCAGAGAUGUACAGUCAUGGCUGGGAUUGUGCUUUUCCAAGCUGUGGAAGUAUAAGGUUUGGGGGACUACUCUGGACCAACAGUGAGGAAAGAGAAGCUCGGGAGUGAGGCACUGCCUGGGCUUGCUUCUGUUCUCUAGCCUGGUGGGGUGCCGGUAGACUUCGGGGUCAUUGCCUGCAUGGCGGAGGCUGCACCUCACCACAGUUCUGAGCACACAACAAGCCCAGCUGGCUCUUGGGGUGUGAGAAAGACCUGCUUUCUGCAGCCCCAUCAUUGCUGUGGUUGUGGUUACUGUAAGGAUCACAGGCACCGAGGUUGCAGCCAGUGCACGGUGGUGUCUUGCCGAGUGUUUCCAUAUGACUUCACCUACGUCCCAAGAGCACUGGUUGGAAUGUGGGGAAUACGUGUUCUCUGAAACCAAACAGGAAGCUGAAGCCACUGCAUGCUCAGCCCUCUAUCCUUCUGGGAAGUUUUUCAGGAGGUGGAGGAGUCUUCCUGGAUCUCUCUAGGCAGAGAAGCCCAGAGCAGGUGGUUUGCUAGUUCAAAGGAAUGUGUCCUUCCCUGCCCACCAUUCUCAACAGAGCUGGUUGUCACCCCAUACCAUAUGGUAAUUCAAGGUGGCUUCUGACGCCCCUGGUUGAGAGUCCUGUUGGCUACUGGCCAGAAUGACAGUGGAUCCCAUGCUCAUUCCUCAUGGCUUCCCUGACUCCCAGGGGACCGCAACCUGAAGUUUCCUUUUGGGGUCUUCAUGGAGGAAGUCAGUGUCUCUGUGUAGCAGAAGUCCAUACUGUCCCUGGAGAAGAGAUCCAUCUUGAAUGCCAGCCUGGUACAGGACGUUCCCUUCUGGCUAGAUAGAUCUCUGUCUACUGGUACCAAAAUCCCUGUUGGGACCUAAGCAAGCCCAAAGCCAUUGCUGCAGGAAGGGCAGUUCACCUUGGAAGCCCCCAGACCCACCUCCAGUGUGUGUUCAAGGUCCACCCAUGUUGCUACAGGUGCUAGGGAGGCAGGCCUGAGCCCAAGGUCCACUGGGUAGCUUCUAGCUCUACCCCCUCUGGCCCUUCCAUUCCCUGCAUUUCCCCAGUUGCUUCAAAGGUGCCUUAAAAAAACUCUGUUAGCUUUGGCUUUGGUAGAUGUGGGUCCAUUAGCAAGAAGAGGACUCUGUUCUGUGGAUGGCUGCAACCACGGACUCAGCAAACCUCAUGCUAGGCUCCAGGUUUCAGCCAGGCUUGGCCAGCCCCAUCCUGAGCAGCUGUUUUCUCCAUUUGAAAGCUGAGCAUCUUUUUUGUCUCAAGGAGAUUGUCCAAAGAUUCCAGAGAAGCAGGAGAAGGUCGCCUUGUGUGGGUCACGGGCCUCCAUCUCUUCCUUGGCCCUGGAGGGUUGCUGCCGGCAAGACCAAGUUACCAGUUUGCUUCCCAGGCCUCUUAUCUCUCAUACCCAGUGCCUUGACCGGUGAAGCCCAUGUGUGUGCAUGUCUGCCACCCCUCCCCCACAUCAUAGGAAACCAACCCGCCCCCUUCUAGCUCUAGGAACCCCAGGCUCAGUGUGGACCCCACAGAACAUAAAUGAUACCCAACUGAGAGGAACUCAGCUUUCUGCUGUGAGGAAGGGCUAGCAACUUUUUAUUUGGUUGCAGUAGAUUCUUGCAAAGCCAGUGGUACGAGGGCCCCAAACGGGCCUGUCUGAGCUCAUAUAGGGGCCUUGCUGGAAGCUACUUACUAUGCAGUAGGCAGUGAUGAUGACCUGAAGACAGAGGAUCUUCCCUCCUGAUGGAGGAGGUCUAUCUCAGGUAUGGUGUGUGUGUGUGGUGGUGGUGGUGGGGGUGUUGGUGAACAUCUGAUCCUCCUGCCUCCACUUCCUAAGUGUUGUGAUUACAGGCAGGUGCCACCACCUGCAGGCUUGCUGAAAAGAGUGAAGCAAGUUCCAUUUUCCUCGCCUCCUUGGAGCAGAGAAAAGCCGUGCUUCCUUGGCGUAGCAGUGUCCCAGCAAGAGCCUCCUAGGGGUGUCCUCACCAUCUCCUCAAACUGCCCCUGUACCCCACUAGACCUGUCACCCGGGUUUUUGCUCUCACUUGAGGGAAACAUUCCAGUAGAAGAGAAUAU